This is a messenger RNA of Macroventuria anomochaeta, 258 nucleotides long. RefSeq names its product DASH complex, subunit Dad3. The transcript is spliced from 2 exons. NCBI's taxonomy places the organism in Eukaryota, Fungi, Ascomycota, Dothideomycetes, Pleosporales, Didymellaceae. Gene Ontology annotation, biological process: attachment of spindle microtubules to kinetochore. Gene Ontology annotation, cellular component: DASH complex; mitotic spindle. The annotation marks the transcript as partial. The record is from RefSeq and is a predicted model, not a curated record.
GAAGACGAAGAGAGCCUGAGCCCGCUGGAACAAGAAGUGCUGGACGAGUAUGCAAGGUUGCUGGGGAAUCUGAACGACAUGUCUACGCUGUUGGCAGAACUCAGCGACAAGCCCAGCGCAGCGAUGCUCGAUGGGCUGAGGGGCCUGGAGAGAAAGACCAGUCUGGUUUUCACGCUGUUGAAGGCGAGUGUGUAUAGUAUCGUCCUGAAUCAGCAGAUUCAGGAUCAUGGGCAGCAAGAGCCAGGGGAGGGCCAGGGG